AGAGGAGACGGGAGCAAAGGUCAGUUCGUGGGAGAGAGUGUGGUGCUGAAACUGGCUGAGCCGUUUCUGGGGAAGGGAAGAAACAUUACGAAUGAUAAUUUCAUCACCUCCCUAAAACUAGCCACUGCCUUACAGGCCAAAAAGACCAUCCUGUUUGGCACCCUGGGUAAAGCAAAACGCGAGUUGCCUCCCUCUGUAAAAGAGCAGGCAGAGCUGUUCAGCACAAAGGUGCUGAAAUGUGCUAAUGCGACACUGAGCGUUUACCAGGGAAAGCCGAGAAAAAAUCUCUGCAUUCUGAGCUCAGUGCACACAAGUGUGGGAAUAACAGAUGGACCGAAGGCAAAACCUGACUCUGUCACUUAUUAUAAUAACACCAAAUACGGCGUAGAUGUGCUUGAUCAGAUGGCAAAGGCGUACUCCGUAAAAGGCUGUACACAAAGAUGGCCAGUGGCUGUAUCUUAUAACAUCCUCGACUUGGCUGGAAUAAAUGCACAUGUCCUUUACAAGGAGUGCACCAGCAGCAAGAUUCCAAGAAGAAAGUUUUUGCUGCAGUUGGCAGAGGAGCUGAGAGGAGAGUUCAUGGAGGGGAAAAGGGCAGCAGCGCACGGUGCCGGUCAGCAGCAACAGACACCAACCUCACCAGGCACAAAAACGCAGGCAGUGCCAGGUGAAGAGGAGCUGCAAUCAGAACAAGACACAAGACACCUGCAACACAUGCCGCAAACCCGUCUGUGGCAAUUGUGUCAAAAGACGAGCUGUCACCUGCGUUGACUGCGUUUAAAAAGACAAAGGUAGUUAGCCUACAAGUGAUUUUGUAAUUAGUUGUUUCAUGGUAUGUUCUUGGCUCUUUUUGUCAUCAGCUCGGUUCCAGCUUUUGCAAUUUGCCUCUUUUCUUUGUCAUUUAGACAUUUCUGUGUUAGAAAUAUGUUUUAAAAUAUAAUCUUAAUGCAUAAAAAAAAAUGUAAUGUAGCGCACCAGCAGAAAAAUUGCCACAGCAACUGAACUGAGAGCGGAGUUUAUAGAGAGAGAAAAAGGGCAGCGGCGCACGGUCUGAGCAG
This is a messenger RNA of Etheostoma cragini (Arkansas darter), 1058 nucleotides long. RefSeq lists its product as uncharacterized. The record is from RefSeq and is a predicted model, not a curated record. NCBI's taxonomy places the organism in Eukaryota, Metazoa, Chordata, Actinopteri, Perciformes, Percidae. The transcript has a single exon. The annotation marks the transcript as partial.